CUAAAAGUUUAUCCUUCCAUAUUAAUAUGUCUAUAUAUAGAGCAAGAUUUAGAGAGUUUUACAAGGGAACUCAGCAAAGGAGGAACUUGGUUUUUAUUGAAGUGAUUUAAAAAUAUGAAGGGGCUUGGCUUCAUCACUUUCUUCUUACUUAUAUUGUUUGCAAACAUCAUAGAAUCAAGGCAUGAGCCAGGAGAUCAUCAUUGGAGAAAUUUGAUCAAAGAUGAAGCAAUUAAAGACAUUAUCCAUUCUGAUCCAAAAUCUCUUCUUUCUGAAAAUAAAAGGGAUGAUUGCACCCAAACUUUGAAGCUGGGAGAUGGAAAGCUUUUCGUCGAGAAUAUUGAGCCCCAGCGAAGUGCUUCAAUUUAUCGAGCUGACACCAGAACAAAGCUUUUUCUGGAGGAUAAUGAACCACGAUCAAGUAUCCCAUUUAUUCUCGAUAACAUCAAAACGAAGCCGGUAAAAAAUAUAGAACCACGUCCAAGUACCAUAUUCUCUGUAGGUGAUAUCGAAACAAAGCCGGUCAAAGAUAUAGAACUACAACCAAGUGCUACAUUUUAUCCUGAUGAUGUCAAAACAAAACUUUUUAUCAAAGAUUUAGAGCCAAGACCAAAUCUUUCAUUUUAUCCUGACGAUGUCAAGACAAAACUUUUUACCAAAGAUUUAGAGCCACGACCAAAUCUUUCAUUUUAUCCUGAUGAUGUCAAGACAAAACUUUUUACCAAAGAUUUAGAGCCAAGACCAAAUCUUUCAUUUUAUCCUGACGAUGUCAAGACAAAACUUUUUACCAAAGAUUUAGAGCCAAGGCCAAAUCUUUCAUUUUAUCCUGACGAUGUCAAGACAAAAUUUUUUACCAAAGAUUUAGAGCCCCGACCAAAUCUUUCAUUUUAUCCUGACGAUGUCAAGACAGAGCUUUUUACAAAAGAUUUAGAGCCCCAACCAACUCUUUCAUUUUAUCGUGAUGAUGUCAUGACAAAGCUUUUUACCAAAGAUUUAGAGCCACGACCAAAUCUUUCAUUUUAUCCAGAUGAUGUCAAGACAAAACUUUUUACCAAAGAUUUAGAGUCACGACCAAAUCUUUCACUUCAUCCUGAUGCUGUCAAGACAAAGCAUUUUACCAAAGAUUUAGAGUCCCAACCAAAUCUAUCAUUUUAUCCACAGAAUCUCAAAGCCAAAGAGUACUCUCUUGAUGCUCACCAGGGUGAGGCCGACAUACAGUUAGCACAAGCUUAAUGUUACAUCAAAAUAGCGAGAGAGGAAAGCACGAGAACUUAUAUCAAGGGAAGAAAAUUGCUGGAACAUUUAAGAAUCCCUAAUGCUAUGUUACAACAUGUUUAUGGUUUGUUUAAUUUACUUUUCUAUUGGAUGUGAUUGGACCUUUGUAAAAAAAUAAAGUUGUUUUUAUGAAUAAAAUUAUGACGAAACUAUCUGUUUAGAACCUUCUAAA
Molecule: messenger RNA, 1444 nt
Organism: Benincasa hispida (wax gourd)
Lineage: Eukaryota; Viridiplantae; Streptophyta; Magnoliopsida; Cucurbitales; Cucurbitaceae
Source: RefSeq, a predicted model, not a curated record